Molecule: messenger RNA, 3494 nt
Organism: Frankliniella occidentalis (western flower thrips)
Lineage: Eukaryota; Metazoa; Arthropoda; Insecta; Thysanoptera; Thripidae
Product: zinc finger protein ZFP2
Exons: 4
Coding region: 40-1854 (604 amino acids)
Cellular component (GO): nucleus
Molecular function (GO): zinc ion binding
Source: RefSeq, a predicted model, not a curated record
AAUUUUCAAUGAAACUUUAGAUUAAUUUACGUUUAAAAGAUGGAUAACUCUGAUAUAAUGGAUGUGUGUCGCCUUUGUCUAGAUAAAGAUGGGGUUACAAUACCCAUAUUUGAAGGAGAAGGUGCAGAACGGGAGAUAUGUUCGAAAAUUGGAUCCUGUCUUCCUGUGAAGGUCUCUAGCGAUGAUCCUCUCCCAAAGAAAAUUUGUGAUGAUUGUACUCAUAAAGUGGAACUUGUCUAUUCCUUUUGGAACACAACGACGAACUCGGAAAAACAAUUAUUGGAAUGGUUGGGCUUAUGUGAACCCAACCAUGAAACCCCUAUGGAUUUGUUAAAGACUGAAAUGGUUAUACUUAAAGGAGAACACGGCGCUGAUCUAAGUCACAUGGAUCUUGUAGAGGAUUCCCAAGAUUUGCUUGAUCAGAGUGGUGACACAGCAGAGGGUAGUGAGGAGGAGGGUGGCAGGGAAGAAGAUCCAGGUGGAGGUGACUAUCGCUAUGAAGAGGGGACAUCAAAUGAUCCCUCAUCUUUGGAUGUCCCACAUCCUGAGCCGUUACCUGAAGCUGGUCCAUCGAGAGUAUUGCAACAAUCUCAACAGCCAAGUCAGCCUCCUGCCCAACAGAUACCAGCAUCACAAUCCACACCAGAGCAGCUGACUCCAGAAAUAAACCCUAUAAGGUCAAUCCUCACUGAGAAGGCCAACCGCAUCGCCGCCAUGCUCAAGGCGGCUGCUGCAUCGGGUUCCUUGAGCCGUGCCACCCGGACAUUCCCUUGCCCCGACUGCGACCUGAUCCUGCCCAGUCGUCAGCGGCUCAACCAGCACUGGAAGGUGCACCACGAGACGCCGCAGCUGAACCCAGUGUCCCCGCGGCCCAAGCCGCAGCCCAUCGACGAGGAGGAGCUAGAGGGUGAGCGCGCUGCGGCGGUAGCGGCCGCCGUCAAGGUGGAGGUGCACUCGGGGAGUGAGGACGAAAUAUUGAACGUGCCGCAGGCGGUGUUUGAAUGUGCCCAGUGCCACAAAGAGUUCAGCAGCGAAAAGUCGCUUAAAGUGCACCAAGUGGUACACUCGGAGGAGCGCCCCUACACGUGCAACGUGUGCUUCAAGUCGUACAAGCGCCCGUAUGAGAUGAAGAUGCACCAGCGCAAGCACACGGAGCAGAAGAACCUGCAGUGCAACGAGUGCGACUACUCGACCAUCUACAAGUCGGCGCUCAACACGCACAAGCGGCGCCACAACCAAGAGUUCAAGUACCACUGCGAGAUUUGUGGCAAGGGUUUCUUCGUCCACACCUGGUUACUGGAGCACAAAAACUUCCAUACUGGUGAGAAGCCCUUUCAGUGCGACGUGUGCGGCAAGGCCUUCCCCUACACGCGCUAUCUGGCCGCCCACAAAAAAACCAUCCACCCCGACAGCAACCAGCCUGCCAAGAUCAACCAAUGCGCCACGUGCGGCAAAGUGUUCGCACACCGAAACUCGCUCUCCCUCCACAUGAAGUCCCACACGGGCGAAAACGUGUACGUCUGUGAUAUAUGUGGCAAGACGCUGACCAACAAGGAGCACCUAAACCUUCACCGUCGUAUACACACGGGCGAGAAGCCCCACGCGUGCUCCUACUGCGGCAAAGCAUUCAGCAAGCCCGGCAACCUGACGCUUCACGAGCGGGUGCAUACCGGCGAACGGCCCUACACCUGCGACACCUGCGGCAAGUCGUUCUCGCAGCGAUCCACGCUCGUGAUCCACAAGCGCUACCACACUGGGCAACGGCCUUACGAAUGCCCGCACUGCCAGAAGGGCUUUGUCUGCAAAGCUCUGCUCAAUUCUCACCUCAAGAACAGCUGUUAUACAGCGGGCUGACAAAUUUAAGGGGAUUUCAAGUUACUCUUUUUCUUUAACGAUGGUAGAAGAAAGAGUGAAUUAACUUUUGUGUAUUUUUGCAAAGCAGUUGUUUUGUCGUUGUUGUUGUUGUUGUAUUUUUUGACAACUGAUACCCUCACAGGGACUCAAUUUCAUUUACUGACCAUCGAGACUGACAUUUUCCUUGAAAGUUAUGGUAGACUAGUGCAGGUAAAAUUCAUUUUUUGAUAGAUUUUUCCUGUUUGAUAGUUGUGUGUUAAGUAUCAGACAAUAAACUUUAAAAGAGAGAAAAAAAAAGAUGUGGGACCUUAUUGAUGGACUGAGUUGUGCCUGUGUUUGGGAUGAAGGAAUGAACGUCAGGAUUUCAAGCCAUUAGUUUUUGAAUAAAUUUGUGCUAAGCUAGAAUUUUGAGACUUUAGGCACGGUAUUCUAGUUACAUAUUUUCCAAUCUAUUUUUAUGUAAACUGAAAGAGUAUAUUUAUGUUGUUGUCAGUUUUAAGUUCAAACUGUUCUGUUGACACUGCCAAGCAACGUCAUGUUUAUGAUUAACAAUGUGCAAUUGAUUAUACCUUAACACCCUUUUGUUGGUUUAAGGUGUUACCAUAGUUUAUCUAAAAUGUACUGUGUGAAGAAUGUACUACAGAUGUAAGCAUUUAUUUAUGUUCAGAGGUUUUAUAUAUAUAUGUAUACUGCUAUUGAAUUGUGGACCCGAUCAUUCACUCUGUUUUUAAGAUUCAGUUUCUGUGUAGUCUCAGUGAUUUUGCACUGUAAAUCAAAUUCUAAUCUUUGCAAUCGUCUCACAUAAUUUACCAUUUUAAGUUUGAAACAAGUUGUUACACGUGCUCUUUGGUUAUUACAGGUAAUCUGAAAAGUAAAGGAACAACCAAAAUAGCUCCGCAAUUUAGAUUUAGUUUACUGGGUAAAAAAAAAACUCAUCAAAAGUAGUGUAAUAUUUUUCUCUUCCCUUUGAAUGUUCUUUUCUAUCAGCUUUAAGAACAGUUUUCCCAGGGAUUAAUAAAUGUAGAUUAUUGAUGGAGUUUCAUUUUUUUUUAAUGAAGUAAUAUAAUUGAAGCAACCUCUACCUCAAACAAGUUUCUAUUUUCCUGUAAGGGUUGAAAUUUAAACAUAUAAAAUUUGCAAAAUUACAAAAUCUAUACCAAACAAUUUGGUACUUGUGUUUAAUAAUAAAUGUUCUUGUUACAUCACUUUUACGCCUUAAGAUAGCUUGUUUUGUUGGUUUGAAAUUAUUUCUUUUUAAAUGUUCAGACCACUUUGUUUGUUUGUGCACUGUUAGUUGCAAAUUAUAAAUGUCAUUGUUGUGCAGAUAUAUAUAUCCUACGCUAGUUACAAAUUGGAGAGCUCUAUAGAAAGUUAAAAUUGUUUUUCUAAUUACAGUACCUUAGGUUAAAAGUGUUUCUUUCUUCUUGUACUUCAGACUCAUGUGCCUUUUUCAUACACCGAGUUCUUGAGACUCCAUUAACUACAGUUGAUGUCAUUGAAGUUUUUAUCUCUUACUUUGUAUUGAUUAUCAUAAUAUAUUUUAUGUUGAAAAUUCUAAAGUAAUAUGUACAUUUAAUUCAGUUUAUGGUGCUUUUUUCAUCUCUGGAAAGUUAAUAAACAGUGAAGUAUGCACUAACUUA